Messenger RNA from Oldenlandia corymbosa var. corymbosa, 3571 nucleotides. Lineage: Eukaryota; Viridiplantae; Streptophyta; Magnoliopsida; Gentianales; Rubiaceae. The record is from the annotation of a GenBank genome assembly.
ACAAGGUAUUUGUAUAUUAAAAUUACGUUCCUAAGUUAUUACACUGUUGCCUUGCAUAAGCAAGAUCAUGUAAUUCACUAACAUUGUUGCUACUGACCUUAAUAAUAUUACAUAACUAGAACGUAUUUAUUAAAGUACGAAAAUUCGCAAUAACUUGCUAUGCCUCUAAAGGAAUUCGUGUUUGAGUGGUGGAUAGUAGUUCAGGAUCUGUGUGAACUUGAACUAUCCGUAAGCCGAGUGCUGAUGAUUCCUGCAAUGCAAGCAAACAAGUCAUAGCCUUGGUUUAAUUUGUGUACUUAUUUUUUAUUAGUAACAUUAACUCCAACUAUAAUAUCUUUUGAAAAAAUCACCCUACCUACAACCCAACAAAAAAGAACACUCUCUUCCAAGUGUAAUGGCCUCUUUUUCCAAAGCCCAAUGUUAUGGUUUUCCUGGUCACAAAAUGGGUUCAAUCCGAUAUUCUUCUGCUUCACAGCCAUCCAUCCCUUCACCACCUUAUCCAAUUUCUUUCAUUUCCCUCCAUACAGAGUCUCAUUCUACCCUUUCUUUAUUCCUGUAUCCAAUCAAAAUUUGAGUCCUCUGCAUCAAUCCCACCCCCCCAAACAGGAAAUUUAGUCAGGAAGCAAUGGCAACCAUAUCUCAAGCCACCAUGAUCACUGCAGCCAUUGCUGGAUCAGGAAAAGCUUCCAUGCCCAGAACCAGAGUGAACUACAUUAGUGGGUUGAACUCAUUUGGAGGACUUAAGGCUCAAAACAAUGUUGUUUCAUUAGGCCUUCCUGUAAGUACUGAACACUGUUUUGCCAAGAUUGUUAGCUCCGUGAAUGAUCCAUCACUAAACAAGAAAGGCAGAGGUGGUGGUGGAGCUCUGUCUUCAACCUGCAGUGCUGCUAUUUCGGAGAUUUUCAGGAUUGCUGCCAUCAUUCCAGGCCUAGUUCUAGUUGGAGUUGCAGUAGGUUUUGUUCUUCUCCGAAUUGAGGCAACUGUGGAGGAGUCUGAAUAAGAGAGAGACCCAAAAAAGGGCUUGCCUUUUUUUUAGUAUAUUAUGUUCUUGAUUAAGGGUUACGUUGUUAUUGUAAAAUUUUUUCCUCAUCUGCUGGAUGUAGAAUUGUUUUGAUAUUGAUAUAUGAACCCAAUUUGCAAAACUAGUUUCAUUCAGAUUCUUGUUGUUUUGUCUGAAAACUUACUAUACUAUCUUCCCUAACUCUAGUUUGAGGAAUUCACAAUGUACAGAAGCAUAUCUCACUGUAUAAUUCUUUUCAUCAGAAGUCCUCUCACAUACAACACAACAAAGAUUGUAGCUUGGAUCCUUGGAAAUUACAGCCUAAAUUAAGUCUUUAUUGCAUUAUCUAUGUGCUGUAAUUGCUCAAAGUAUUUGACUAUACCUGCUUGAAGGUAUGAGAGAUUUCGAGACGAAGAAUCACUGUCACUGGUAUCCUCCAUAUGCUUAUUUGCUGGAUGUCACAGGUAAAAGACCAUAUCCCAGUGUAUAGUAGCAUUAACCAGAAUUCUUAUUGCAUACAAUGAAACCAAAAUUGCACAUGAGAUCUCAGGAAGUUACUAGCUAAACUGUGACUCUAUUGCCUUAUGGAAGUUUCAAAUAGUGGAGCUAGCACUGCUGUGUUUAUCUUUCUUAUCUGGGUCUAAUUGUAUGAAUCAUUUGUAAUUUACCUGAUUGAAGAUCCACAUUACCGUUUCUUAAUGACUUUAGAUAGACUACGGUAUGAGAAACUUUGAAGAUGAAUCAUUGCUGCUCCUCUUGUAAGGUAUUUUCCACCUUUUAUGCCAAUAGAUUGAUACUUCUGGUAUAACAGGAUCACCUGGAGAUUCUGAAUAUGCUUCUUGCUCCACUGUUAAAGGCAGCCAUACAUAUCUCGAGUCUCGCAAGUCCUCUGGCUUCCAACGAUCAGCCAAAAAAACAAAUGUGCCAGGAGGUGCUCCUGGCAUAGGAAGCACAAAUGUACUCUGAGAAAAGAAUGUAGCAUCUCGGAAAAUUUUGUUUGCUCCAACACAAGGAUUCCCGAGAACUUCCCACGGUCCCAUGAUUGAUUCGGCCACAUGAACCAGCGCCUCAUUAGGUGCCCAACCAGUGCAGCCUGAUGUGAUCAUGUAGUACAUUGCGCGGUGCUUAAACACUGCAGGGGCUUCCCUGUGCUUUCCUACUAAGAUCUUCACCACAUUUGUAACGUGAAGAUAAUCUCGACUUAGCUGACUUACAUGCAUAUCUAAGUUGUGCAAUGAAUCAUAAAACAGAUAAGCUGUGCCAUCGUCGUCCUUGAAUACUGUCAUAUCCCUGCUAUCGAAUCCAUGAGGAUUCAUGCUGUAUAGAUAACUAAACGGACCAGUUGGAGAGCCGCUAAUAGCAACCCCAACGGCGGCUUUGUUGUAAUAUCCAUUAUCAAUAUGCAUCCACAUUACAUACUUACCUGUUUCCUCAUUGUAAAUCACUUUAGGCCUCUCCAGAACAUUGGUCUUGUAUAGAUCAUGAUUCUUGUUGGUUUCCUCCGCUUUGAGUACAAUGCCCUCAUUCUUCCAAGUCCACAGAUCAUUGGAAGAAUAGCAACCAACUCCAACAAUGUCAACCCUGGGAAGGUCUUUUAUGAGACCAGCUUUGGUGGGACCAUUCUUGUUUUCCCCGUACCAAUAGUACUUUCUUGAUAUCUUAUCAUACAGAAUUCCACCUCCAUGAGCUUGGAUUGGAUUCCCAUCCAAGUCCAGCCAUAUUCUUCCUGGAUAGUAAUAGAACUGAUCAUUCCCCUUCCUCGGAUCGAUAGCAUUUGUAGCGUCAGGAAAUAUAAACGUCCUGAUUUCUGAAUCCUUGUCAAGAAACUUCUGCAACAAGUUUGCACCACCAUCAGUGGCUAGGCCGGUUGAUGAGAAUGUAGGAAACUUCAGUUCCUCCUCUGAUGCAAGAUCAACAUCGUCGUUGUGAUCAUGAUUAUUGGGAAAUUCGCUAGUUUCAUCAGGCAAGAAUACCAAGGAUUGAUUAAUCAUGAAGAGUAAAUGAAUGCAGUAUAGGCAUCCCAUAAAGCCAAACACUGAAACAGACCACAGGCAUCUGUUUCUGGAUGACGAGAUUCGCUUCAUGAUCUACAUUGUUGUCUCCAUUGCUGAUGGUUCUGUAUUAACUACAUCCAGAUUUCAGAUUGGAAUGGUAGAGAUGACAUACAGCUGAAACAGUUGCACAAUUUCUGCCAUUUUCUUUAGUACUAAUGUGGGCAUUACAAAGCCUUGAAUCUUUACAGAAGGAUAACAUGCUUUUUUGGUAUCUUGGUAAGCAGAUUACGGAAAGUAAAUUUCAUGAAUCUCGAGAUGUGAAUCUCCACUUCUACCUAAUCUCUGAAGUCAAUUCAGGAAGUUCUUUGAUAUUUACUAACCUUAAUUUGUCUGCUAAUAGUGUUAAUCUUACUGUUCAUUUUCCUUUGUUUAUUAUUUGUCUUUGAUACGCAAUUUUCAUCAACUUGAAGCGCCAAGUGACUAUGACAGUGAAGUGAAUAUCAUAAUUGCCUAAAUAGAUGAUGAAUAUUUCCCCACUUUGAGACCACUCGCUUUGCAGCAUUUAAGUCUCUUCAAU